Molecule: messenger RNA, 3442 nt
Organism: Paramecium pentaurelia
Lineage: Eukaryota; Ciliophora; Oligohymenophorea; Peniculida; Parameciidae
Source: the annotation of a GenBank genome assembly
AUGUUUGAUUUACUUUAUUUGUAAUUCUCUUAGGUUUCAUCAAUAGAAGAAUAUGCUGUGAUAGUUGAUUAUUAUAGAUUGAAUCUAAAGAAUCCUUAUCCAAAUGUUUUGGUGAGAGAAAUCUUAUAAAAUAUAGCCACAUCAAUUGAUGAAGGUCAAAAGCCCAAGAAUUUAGAUCCUUUUGAUUUUAUUUCAUAUGAUGUUUCUCCAUCUAGAUUGAUGACUAAAUUGCAAACUUUUCUUGUAGAAAGACACCUUUAUUUGAAUAAUUAUGAAUGGCAAUUCUUUCUAUUUGAAACAGUAAUAUAUAUAAUAAUUUUAAUAGUUUAGUGAUAUCAAAGUGAAUAAGAAUUUACUUAAUGAUGAAUAAUUUGUAUAAAAGAAAAUUAAAUAUAUCUAAGAGAAUUAUGAAGAUACUAAGAAAAUUAAUUAGGUAGAACAUAUAUUUAUUAAUCUAUUACCUCUUACAUCAUAAAAAUCAUUAUCUGAUUAUAUUUUACUUGUGUUGACUAUUUUAGAUCAUUCCCUCUUUAUAAAAUUAUUUAGUUUAAUAGUUUAUAAAUAUUAUGCUCACUCGUAACAUACAAAUAUAAAAGUGCUUGAAGGUAUGCACAUCAAAAUAAAAUAGACUUAUAAAAGUUCUUAUGUAUUCCUGAGUAUAAUUAUUUAUUGAUUGGAAUUAUUAAACUUAUUAAUUAAUGGAAGAAUGAAAUUAAAAAUACCAAGGAUUCAUUUUAAAUUGCUUUAGAUUCAGUUAAAUGGAAAUAUAGAUAAAUUGGAUUAGUGUUUUUUCGAUGUGGAAGUUUUGUAGAAUCUGUAUAUUAUUUAGAAAAAUACUUAGCAAAGAAAAAUCUACUCUUUAAAUUUGAUUUAAAAAAAUUAUCACAUAAACAAUAAGAGAAACUACAUAAUACUUUAUUAUAUAUUAAUAUGGCAAAGAGUCAUUUAAAUAGUUCUAUUCCUCCUGAAUAAAUAUAUUAGAGAUUGAAUUUUAAUUUCCCCUUCAAUCCUGAUUCAUUACUUGAAGUUGGUAAUAAUUGGUAUAAAGAAUAAAAUGUGGCUAUGAAAAUGAGAUAAAAAUAAAUACCUUUGGAUGUAUCAUUAUACAAUUUUAAGGAACUUAAUUAAAAAGGUUAAUAUUUAAAUAUAUUGGAUCCUUCAAGAUUAGAUAAAAUAGUUAUUUCUUUAAUAUCAGAUAUCUCAAGAUAUGUAUCUUAGGAAUUCAGUAAGGAAUAAAUAAUUUAGAGUAUAAAAUAUGUAAAAUUAUCAAUUGCUCUAUCUCUAAAAUCAACCAGUUUAUCAAAAAUAAUAUGUUAAAAUAUAAUACAAACAUCAUAUAUAAUAAAAAGACUUGAGAAUUAUUGGGAAGGUAUAUAGGGUAAAGAAAUUAGAAUAACAUUUGUAAAAAGAUUUUCAUAAUAAUAUUGGAUGUAUUUGAACACUUUGGUGAAGAGAAGGUAAUUUAAAUGAGAUUAUAUUUAUAGUUCAAAAUCAUAUAAAAUAAUAAAUUAUAGAGAAUAGUAUGCUAAACACCUUAUGAAAAUAGACAGAUUUGAGGAAGCACUUGCAAUUUGUAAGAAAAAAUAAAAUCUUAUUUAAUGUCGUAUAUAUGAAAGAAUGGGAUAUUAUUAUAAGGCAAUAAGUUUAACAGGGAUUGAUCCUUUUACUUAUUCAUAAAAUAAGGGAUUUUUUAUAACAGAUAUACAGAAUUGUUCAUAAAAGAUAAAAUUUUUAAGAUAUUUAAUUAAAGAUUAAUUAUUUCAUAGAGAACGUGUAUUAUAAACUUAUAAUGAUAUUUGGAGUUCAAAACAUUUACCUCCUUUAUCAAGAUAUUUUGAGAAUAAAAAGAAAUUUAGUAAAUUUUGUUAUCAUUAUGCUUAAGAAUUGGAAUAAGAAUAUAAAUGUAAAUGUGAUAGUUAAAAUUAAUAAAAUUGUUUAAAAUUAAUGGAUUUAUUUUUAAGUAGUGUAAGUGCAGGUGAUAAAUAUGUAUAAUAAUCAUUUCCAAAAAUAUUUAGAUUAUGGUUUAUGCAUAAAUAAAAAGAUUAAUUUGCUUAAAAAUUUGAUACAUAUUUAAAUUCUAUAAAUUGUGUAAAGUUACAAUAUUGUUUAGAAUUAUUAAUAACAGGAGUUGAAACAUUUAAAAAUGAUCGUACAUCUAGUAGAAGUUUAGCUUAAGCACUUUCAAUAUUAGCAAAUAAUUAUCCAAGUCAAAUGAUAUGGUGGUUAGCUCCUUUAAAGAAUUUCAAUUAAACUUCAUAACAGUAUAUAUAUAUAUAAAUAUAAUUAUAGUAAAAUAUUGAUGUAUUAAGAAGUAUUAAAAUUAAUUCCUGAGAAAAGAGAGAAAUUUGAAGAUUUAGAAAAAUAAUUUAAUGUGAUUUUAAGAAUCUGUUAAUAAAAAUCAAAAAUAAAUUAAUAAUAAGGUUGGACAAUAGAGAAUAUUAAUUCUUAAUUAUUAAGUGAAUACAAUAAAAAUAGAGAAAAGAUUAUAUAUCCUGGAAUAGAUAAUUUAUCAUAACCUUUUAAAUCAGAAGAUAAUUUAAUAAAGAUUCUUUAAAUAUAUCCUUAAAUGAAAAUAGCACCUUCUAAAGAUAAACCAAAGAAAAUAUAAGUUGAAUGUAGUGAUUCAAGCAUAAAAUAUUUAUUAUUAAAGAAUGAAGUUUAAGAUUCUAAAAGUAAUGGAGAUACAAGGAGAGAAUAAAGAAUAAUUUUGAUGCUAUAAUUUUUUAAUACUUUAUUAGAUCCUCUCUAAUUAAAGUAUCCAUUAUUUGCAUCAAUGAGUUUAAAUUAACUUAGUUAAGUUAUUGAAUGGGUAACAUAAACAACUACAUGUCGUGAAGCUAUAGGAGUUUCAACAGUAGGUGCUAAGAAUAGAUAAAUUUAUAAUUAGACAGAAUGGAAAUAAUUAAAUGAAUAAGAACCAAAAUUAAAUAAUUACUUCUUUUCAUAAUAUUAAGAUCCUUAUGUUUGGUAUGAUGCAUAAUAAGGAUUUAUAAAAUCUAUGGCUUUAUGGUCAGCUUUUCAAUAUUUAAUAGGAUUUGGUGAUAGACAUUGUGAUAAUAUAUUGAUUCAUGAAAGUGGAGAAUUGAUUCAUAUAGAUUAUGAAUGUGUUUUUCAUAAAGGAAAGUUUUUACCAGUACCUGAGAUAGUAGAUUUUAGAUUAACAAAGAAUCUUAGAUAUGGAAUGGGUUAUUUAAGAGAAUAAGGUUAAUUUAGAUAAUUACUUGAAUAAAUUAUAGAAGUAUUUUAAAAACACAAGGAUAGUAUAUUUGCAUUUCUUGAUCCAUAUAUAUAUGAUCCAUUAUUAUGUAGAACUUCUUCAGAUGUAAUUGAAUUAAUAAAGUAUAAAUUGAACAAUCAAAUAAAUGUAUAGAAUUUAAUUGAACGAAAUUGUGAUUCAGAAAUACUUAGAUAAAUGUAUUAUGGAUGGGCACCUUAUUAAUGA